UCGAGAGAUCGAGGAGAACCGAGGGCCGAGGGCCGAGGAGGGCGCCACGGGUCCGGGCCGCCAUGCCCGCCGGCGGCGCCCGCGCGGCGCUGCAGCUCCGCUAUCCGACGGCCCUGGACCUGCCCGCCCGGGCGCCGGGCGCGGGGCGCGAGGCCGCGCAGCGCGGGGGGCCCUGCAUCGACAGGAGCCUCUUCCGCCCCCUUCGCCGCCCGCGGCCGCCUUCGGCGGAGCCCGCCGACGCCCCCGCCGACGGCCCUGCGGCGCCCCUCUGCAGCGGCGCGGCGUCCGCGGAGGCCCACGGCGACGGCGACGGCGGCGACGACUCUUGGGAGGACUACAGCGGCGACUUCAUGCUGCCCCCGCCGCUGGCGGGCGACCAGGCAGAGGACGACGAGAGCGCCGAGGAAUACGCCGGUGACGCGGGCGCCAGCAGCGGCCGCACCACGACCGGCACGCCCCCCUGCGGCUCCUCGGAGGGCCCGAGCACGCCCCGCGCCAGUGGGCGCCGGCGGUGCGAGGCGCCGGCGGCCGCCAGCGCCGCCGCGUGGGAGGCCUGGGCGCCCGCUCGGCGAGGGAGCUGCGGCCAGCGGGGCGGCGGGCCCCUGCGGCCGCGGGCGGACCGCGUGCGGCGGGGCGCCGAGGCCCGGGGGCUGUGGGCGCAGGACCGCUUCCUGAACGGCACAGGCCGCCGCAAGUUCGACCUGCGCGGCUGCGGGGCCGCGAGCCCGGCGCUCCCUCGCCGCGCGAGGUCCCUCGCUGCGCGCCCGACCUUCGUGCCGCCCCACGAGCGGCGGCGCGACGCUCUGCGCGCGGAGGUGCACCGGCAGCUGCUCCAGCCGCCGUUCCGCUGA
Molecule: messenger RNA, 851 nt
Organism: Prorocentrum cordatum
Lineage: Eukaryota; Dinophyceae; Prorocentrales; Prorocentraceae
Source: the annotation of a GenBank genome assembly